ACAAGAUGCCGACUAUGUGUGAAGCACUGCUACCGGAAUCCUGGUUGGGAUUCGAUCAAGAAAAGCGUGCGGAAGUACUCAAGCGUGACCCAGUUGUAUCACCACUAGGCGGUCCAUGCAUGGACCUUCUCUCCGAGUGCACUAAGAAGGCAAGCAUCCUUGAAGCUAAG
Molecule: messenger RNA, 170 nt
Organism: Amoebophrya sp. A25
Lineage: Eukaryota; Dinophyceae; Syndiniales; Amoebophryaceae
Source: the annotation of a GenBank genome assembly